CUAACACAGAACAACAUCUGCUCAGAGUGUUAGUGAAAAAAACUCAGUCCCAAUUAGAAUGAAUGUUUACUUGCUUUUAAGUAAGGGAAAUAAAUUCUUUAUGUUCUAUACUGGAUUAUUUUCGCUAACUUCAGAAUGGCGGAUAAUGCUACGAAAGUGAUCCAAUGUCCAAUUAGGCAAAAUAAGAUUCUUACGUCAUCGCAAGCAAGAAUUCAUCUCGUUGUUGCCACUGCGAUCACAAUAGCAUGUGUAGUUGUUGUUAUUAUUGUCAACAUGUUGUUUAUCGUGGCUACUAAGAUAAACAAGUCAAUCCGACGCUCAGUAAACAACCUGUAUGUACUUUUAUCGGUUUCAGAUUUACUUCUCGGCUUAACAUUUCUUCCGAUCAAUGCAGUGCUUCUGCCAGGGUAUUACAAUGCAACAUUGAAUUGCAAUGUACUGCAACUAAGAUCAGUGUCAUCUCAUAUAUUUGCUACAACAUCCAUUUCAGCGAUUGCUUGCAUAACUGCAGAAAUAUACCUAGCUGUACACCAACCUUUAAAUCAUGCUGCCAGGAUCAGAAAAAACAGAAUGUGUCGUAUCCUAGUUUCCAUAUGGAUUGUAUGUAUCUCAUUCGCAAUGAUAGCAAACUAUGGUUAUGAUAAGUUGUAUGAAGCUUAUAAACUUUCUGCAGCUUUUUAUGGAGUCGCUGUGUUAGCUCUGAUGAUCUUUUGUCAAGUGAAGAUAGAAAUGUACCUUCGGAGUCAUCAAACUGUGUCAAACUGUCGCAACAAGAAAGCAACAAGAAUUGUCAGACUUACCUUGAUAGCUUAUCUUUUCUGUUACUUGCCAACGGGUGUAAAUCAUUUUUAUUCUGGCACGGUGGGUGAUACAGCUUUCACUGAAACGUUUAUCGAUCCAUGGUGUUAUUUUUUGAUCGUAUUUAACGCUGUGCUAGAUACGUUUAUUUACGGAUUUCGUUCAAAGAAUGUAAGGAAGGUAAUAAACAGACCAUUUUCAACGUAAAGAGGAUAAUUGCUUUGAAUCAAAAUACUAUUUGUAAAUAUAGUACACCAGUAUUAGUGUACUUGCACAAUUAUGAAAUCAAUAGUUCGGUUGUUCAUUAGUAUCUUAUUCAAAAUUAGAUGCUUCAAUUGGUCUGAAGUCGUAA
Hydractinia symbiolongicarpus is the source of this 1150-nucleotide messenger RNA. Its product is annotated as tyramine receptor Ser-2-like. Bases 136 to 1005 code for a protein of 289 amino acids. NCBI's taxonomy places the organism in Eukaryota, Metazoa, Cnidaria, Hydrozoa, Anthoathecata, Hydractiniidae. The record is from RefSeq and is a predicted model, not a curated record. Gene Ontology annotation, molecular function: G protein-coupled serotonin receptor activity; neurotransmitter receptor activity. Gene Ontology annotation, cellular component: membrane; dendrite. The transcript has a single exon. Gene Ontology annotation, biological process: G protein-coupled receptor signaling pathway, coupled to cyclic nucleotide second messenger; chemical synaptic transmission.